Messenger RNA from Hibiscus syriacus, 1264 nucleotides. Its product is annotated as protein EXORDIUM-like 5. Bases 16 to 1146 code for a protein of 376 amino acids. The transcript has a single exon. Lineage: Eukaryota; Viridiplantae; Streptophyta; Magnoliopsida; Malvales; Malvaceae. The record is from RefSeq and is a predicted model, not a curated record.
GCCACACGUAGCAGCAUGCAGCGGUCUCCAGUCCAUUCCCCUCUUUAUAUACACCCCAAUUAUCCCCCUCAUUUCCCUCCACCGCCACCGCCACCGCACAAAAUGACUCUCCACCAUCUUCUCUUUCCCUUUCUAAUACUCACAUCCUCCGCCGCUUCCUCACUAUCCGCCACCGUAAAGGACCAAACUUUAAACACUCAAGAUGCUAACCUUUUCAACCCCAAGCUUCCACCAAGAACUCUCUCCUCUUCCAAAAAGUUUGAAGGCUCAUCGGAAAUUGUCGAUAUCCGGUACCACAUGGGUCCGGUCCUUUCCUCGUCGCCGAUCAACAUUUAUCUUAUUUGGUACGGUAAAUGGUCUGUUUCUCAAAAAUUCAUCAUCAAAGACUUCAUUAACUCCAUUUCCCCUUCCGCCGCGCCGCCGUCGCCUUCCGUUUCCGACUGGUGGAAAACUGUCUCCCUAUACACCGACCAGACCGGAGCCAAUGUUUCCCGAGCCGUUGUCAUUGCUAAAGAACACUCCGACUCGGCCUACUCCCACGGUUCUCACCUCACGCGCCUCUCCGUCCAACAGGUUAUUUCCACCGCCGUUGGAGCCGCUCCUUUCCCCGUCGACCACCGUAACGGAAUCUACCUAAUCCUCACGUCCCACGACGUCACCGUUCAGGACUUUUGCCGUGCCGUUUGCGGCUUCCAUUACUUCACGUUCCCGUCCAUGGUGGGUCACACUCUGCCCUAUGCAUGGAUCGGGAACUCGGGGAAACAAUGCCCGGAGGUAUGCGCUUACCCUUUCGCCGUCCCCGGAUACAUGGGCGGCGGAGGUCCGGGAGCGUUAGUCCCGCCCAACGGAGACGUCGGCUUGGACGGAAUGAUCAGUGUGAUCGCGCACGAGUUAGCCGAACUAACUACCAAUCCACUCGUGAACGCGUGGUACGCCGGUGAGGACCCGACCGCACCGACCGAGAUAGGAGAUCUAUGUGAAGGAUUGUACGGAACUGGCGGUGGCGGAGGGUAUAUCGGUCAAGUUAUGAGGGAUCGGAGAGGGAAGACGUACAAUAUGAAUGGCAAUAAAGGAAGAAAAUUCAUGGUGCAAUGGGUGUGGAGUCCUGUGUUGAAAGCUUGUGCUGGUCCAAAUGCUUUGGAUUGAAUUUCAUUUCAUUUUUCUUCUUCUUGGUUUUGUUUUUGGAUUGAAAUCAUCUGAUUCUUUUCCAUGGAAUAUUGAUUCUGCUUUUCAUGUUAAUAAUUAUGAGUUUAGGGUUUCAGAU